Messenger RNA from Prorocentrum cordatum, 752 nucleotides. NCBI's taxonomy places the organism in Eukaryota, Dinophyceae, Prorocentrales, Prorocentraceae. The record is from the annotation of a GenBank genome assembly.
CGCCGCAGAGCCCCGCGCGGCGGCGCCGUCCUGGGCGCCCGCGAGCGCCGCGGAGGCGGGCUCGGUGGCACUAUCCUGGCCGCCCGCGAGCGCCGCGGAGGCGGGCUCGGUGGCACUAUCCUGGCCGUCGGCGGGCGCCGCGGAGGCGGGCUCGGUGGCGCUGUCGGCCACGGCGUGCGCCGCAGGGGCCCCCUCGGAGGCGGCGUCCUGGCCGUCCGUGGCGACGGUGAGCAUCGCGGGGCCCCGCUCGGCGGCCACUGCCUCGGGAUCGGCCGCCGGCACAGCGGCCCAGGCCGCGCCGGGCCCUGCGGAGGCCUCGGCGGCAGCGGCGGAAGGCGCGGCGGCCACGAGGCUCCGCGGCCGGGCUCGGGCGGCGUUCGACGGGCGCGGGUACGCGGCGCGCGACGGCGAGGGCGGCAGCUACCUCAGCUUCCAGGCGGGCGAGGCGCUGGCGCUCGUGCGGCCCCCGGCCGAGGUCGCCGGCUGGGCCUGGGGCGAGGUCGCGGGGUCGGCGGGCUGGUUCCCGAGCACCUUCUGGCAGGCGUCGCCGCCCGCCGGCCGCUCGCCCGCCGAGGCGCGGCCGCCCGCUGGCAGCUCGCCCGCCGAGCUGCCCGAGCGCGUGCGCCUGGCCGACCUGGACGCCAGGCUCCGCCGCUUGGAGCAGCGCGCCGGCGAGGCGUCGGCCCUGGCGCCCGCGCAUGCGCGGGGCGGCCUGGCGCAGGUGCAGGCCGAGGUGCAGGCGCUGGAGGCGG